Messenger RNA from Diaporthe citri, 1776 nucleotides. RefSeq lists its product as uncharacterized. The transcript has 2 exons. Gene Ontology annotation, molecular function: protein binding. The coding region runs from base 1 to 1776 and encodes 591 amino acids. The record is from RefSeq and is a predicted model, not a curated record. NCBI's taxonomy places the organism in Eukaryota, Fungi, Ascomycota, Sordariomycetes, Diaporthales, Diaporthaceae.
AUGGCUCCAGAGUCGCGCCCGCGCACCGCGUCGGAGCGUGAAGACAAGCAGCAGCUCGCGAAUUGCCUCGCGACUGGGCUUCUUGCCGGAGGCGAGAAAGAGACGAUGAACCAGGUCAACAAAAACAACACAAUUCGCAAGACGUGCAUCAUGGACUUGCCCCGGGAGAUCAUGGACGAGGUGUUCAACAAACUGUCUCAGGAAGACCACAAGUCCUUACGCGUCGUCUGCGGCAAAUUCGAGCAGAUCCUCAACCCUCUCGUCUUUCGGCGGGCACACAUUUCGAAGGCAAGGGUAGACCGCGUGGCCUUCUGCAAUGUCGCUUCAACUUCCAGGCUAGCUGUCCAUGUGAAGGAGCUAGUAUGGUUUGAGCUGGCAGAGGAUGAGAACGUAUUCAUUGAGACAGCCAACGACGCGAUGCCGGCGUAUCAUGGCAAUCGUGGACGCCAGCUGGUUGACGCAGUUCAACACGACAACAGCCACACUCUCCCUGACUUGUCAAACCUUGCAUCAUCUCUGUUCUGGCUACCAUCUACCCCUAAAGAAGAUGACCCCCAGAAGGACGCCAUUGACUUGCAGCGCUCAAGGAUCCUCGGCGAGUGGUUUCCUGUCUUUUACCGAGCACUUGAAUCCCUGCCUAAACUGGACACUUUCACCUCUCGACCCAUGCCAGCAUACCACAUCCUGUCCAACUCCACUUGCGAAUACAAGUUCGUGGCCUAUUUGUUUCAGAUGGACAUCCGUUCCGAUAUCCAGGACUAUCAGAGGAACGACGGCUUGUUUACCGUCCUGCUUCCCGCUCUGACCCGUCUUAGGCAGACGAUCAAGCACUUGCAUUGGGCCGACGAGGCCUAUGGCGACUCGUCCAGCAUCAAGCGCAUCAGGUACAGGCACGGCCUCUCGUUCAAGUACCUCAAGACAAUUGACCUGUGUCUGGGUCUUCCCACAGAUACACGCAUCCGGCGGCCUUGGGCUAGAGGUUUCGAGAGAACCUGCUGGGCCAUGCUUGGUGCAUGCCUGGACAGAGUUCGCGGGCUCGAAGAGAUCAGCCUCUGCUUUGAAAAGGCCAACCCGAGGGUCGGAAUUGACGCACUCAUGGACGCCUUAGAUCAAUGUCUGUUCAGUGAGGAUAUCCAACUACUCGACCUUACCCGCCUAAACCUGCGAGAUGGUCCUGCGAGACGCGUCCCAUUGCUGGAUUUCCUCCUCUCGAGAUUCUUGAUCCGAUACGGCCCCGUACUGCGCCACUUGAGCUUCCGCAGGUGGUCUGUCAGCCAGAACCUGCUGCAUCGACUUUCUGCAAGCGGGAAGAUGAAGUUGGAGGGAUUCAAGAUUGACAACAGCGACUUCGAGAGCGGUGCCACUAUCCCCGAGUCCAGUCUACUCGCCUUCCUCAACAAUCGAGCCCCCAGGUGGCCCCUCCCGCUGGGCCAAGUCUCUUGCAAGUCCACGAUCGGAUCCGAUAAUGCGUUCAUGGAGACCCCUGGUAUCCGUGACUGGGCGAACCCCAAGUUUGCAUACAUCCCUGAGGGCAUGGACUUCUGUGCUGCUGUCAUUCAAGGCAGCAACCCACCAUCCAAUGACGAAGACGACGGGGACGAGGACGACGACUUUGAGCCUUCGGAAUCUUCAGAUGAUGAGGACUCUGACUCUGAUUCCGACUUGGGCUCCGACCUCGACUUCGACCCGGCCGAGGUUGAUCCAAAUGGCAACUCUGAUCCUCAGUCUGAGUCUGGCGACGACUACGAAGUAUUUGAGGACGCUGGUUCAGUUUAG